UUUCUCCAAGUAAAAUUUUAAUGAUUCCAAUAGGUAAUCCACUCGGUCCCCUACCUACAGUAAUCACUAAUUCCAGAGUGACCUUACCUACCAGAAGUUCUUCAGCAGAACUGUAAUGGGUUGAACAAAAAUCAGUUAAUAGAAGAAAACCCCGUUAUUUAUACUGACAAGAAGAUUAGCUAAUAUGGAACAAGAGGAUGCCAGUGAAACGCCCAAAUCUAUUCUCAAAUCCAUGAAAAUCCUGCCAGUGAUGUUUCUCUACGUAAUUUCCUCCAUGAUGUCCACUCUAACUACAGAAAACCUCAAUCUAGAAAAAGCAUGCUUGGUCAAUAUAGGUUUCAAUGAAAGCAUAUGCCAAGCCAUGGUGGUUAGGAACAGUUCGGCAUACACUGCAGAUCAAGAGAUUAAGGUGCACAAAUUGGUGACCAGCUUGCUUGUCUACAAGACUGCCAUACAAGGCCUAAUACCGUUCUCGCUGAUGCUGUUCUUAGGUUCUUGGAGUGAUACUUACAAGAGGAGGAGACCUUUCAUAAUAAUACCGAUAUGUGGAGACAUCGUUAGUUCCUUAGGAUUCAUCAUCUGCACUUUUUUCUUUCUUGAACUUCCAGUGGAGGUAGCUAUCUUUUUUGAAGCUGUACCAGUAGCAGUAGCUGGUUAUUGGUUUUGUUUUUUCGUCGGAGUAUACAGCUACGUCACAGAGACAAGUUCUGAAGAAACAAGAACCAUGAGAAUAGGUUUGGCGACAGUAUCGAUUCAUGUAUCUAUCACUUCCGGAAUCGCAUUAAGUGGAAUCUUUUAUAGAACUUUAGGUUUCUACGGUGUCUAUAGUUUGUCUGUUAUUAUGUAUGUGAUUGCUUUAGUGUAUGUUCACUUCGUUAUUCAAGAUCAGAGUUUAAUAUCUGAAGAACUUCCCAGAAAGAAACUUCUGAAGGACAUUUUCGAUCAUCGACACGUUUCUAGGACACUGUCCCUCUGUUUGAAAAAGAAGGAACAUAAUAGAAGACUUAAGUUAAUACUGGUAAUGGUUUUGGUUGUUUUGAACGUUGGUUGCUACAGAGGUGAACUUACAGUUAUGUACAUGUUUACAAGAAGGAAAUUUACAUGGAACGAAAUAGAUUUCAGUAUAUAUAAUACUUAUCAUUUCACAACUCAUAUGUUAGGAGCAUUAUUUUGCUUGAUGGUUUUCAUAAAAUGGAUGAAAAUCGAUGAUACCACUUUGGGUAUGUUAGCCAUGAUGAGUAAAGUUGUUGGAAGUUUUUCUAGUGCAUUUGCUCCCACACCUUUAUUUUUCUAUUUGGCUGCACUGACAGAAGUUUUUAAUGGUAGCUCCCAUAUAGCCAUGAGAUCCAUCAUGUCAAAGUUGGUGACCCCAAAUGAGCUUGGACAAACUUUUUCUCUAUUUGGUCUAUGCGAGGCUUUCACUCCUCUUUUAUGUGGGCCUUUAUACAGCUAUGUAUAUCAUCAGACCAUAGAAAAUUUCCCUGGAGCUUUCUACUUUGUUAGUGUUUGUCUUCAUACAGGUGCUUUCUUGAUAUUCUUAUGGCUAUUUUUACUCAGAAGGGACGUGGUACAAAAUGAAACAAUGAAAGAACACGAGAAUAUCGAGAUGUUGGAAAAAACCAGAAGAGAUUCAUUGAAUAAUGAAUGUUAAAACCAAAUCUACACUCAUCUUUUCAUAUGUUAGUUGUUGAGAAUUCGUUUUUAUGAAACACACCAAAUAUUAUAAUAAAAGUAUACACUCCCAAAAAAAGGGAAGCUUGAAGUUUUCUAGAUACUACUAUGUGAAAGAAAAAGAUACAUCUGUAUUUUUGGUAAUGGUAGCAUAAAUUGUAGUAUACCAUGACUGAUUAUUCUAUUAGUACC
Harmonia axyridis is the source of this 1863-nucleotide messenger RNA. RefSeq lists its product as uncharacterized. Bases 185 to 1651 code for a protein of 488 amino acids. Gene Ontology annotation, molecular function: transmembrane transporter activity. Gene Ontology annotation, cellular component: membrane. The transcript is spliced from 5 exons. The record is from RefSeq and is a predicted model, not a curated record. Gene Ontology annotation, biological process: transmembrane transport. Lineage: Eukaryota; Metazoa; Arthropoda; Insecta; Coleoptera; Coccinellidae.